Plasmodium berghei ANKA is the source of this 2097-nucleotide messenger RNA. Its product is annotated as conserved Plasmodium protein, unknown function. The transcript has a single exon. NCBI's taxonomy places the organism in Eukaryota, Apicomplexa, Aconoidasida, Haemosporida, Plasmodiidae. The coding region runs from base 1 to 2097 and encodes 698 amino acids. The record is from RefSeq and is a predicted model, not a curated record.
AUGAAGGGCGAGGAAAUGCUGGAACUAGUAAUAGAUUUCAUUUUAACCCUGAUUGUAGAUAUAGAGCUGUAUAUAUGCAUCUUUAUACUCUUAGUAUAUCUUGUAAAUAACAAGAUAAAUAAAGUAACAAAAUUUAACUUUUAUAAAAGUGAUUCCCUCCUUAAAAAAUUAGCCAAAAACUUUUAUAUAGUAGAAUUAAAAGCAGACUUUAGCCCGACCAAAUAUGUAUUUAAAAAUAUUUUAUAUCAUAUAUAUUAUUCUAUUGUUAUUUUUACGCUGAUUUAUUUAUUUCGACUAUAUACAAUUAACACAAAAGAUAUCCAGAACCCAUAUGAAUCAGAUGAUUAUUUUUCUGUUGAAACUGAGUAUACAAAUGAAAAUAAUAGUGAGUUACAUAGUAUUAUCGAUUCAGGUAUGGUUCAUUUUCUUGCAUUUAUUUUUGGAAGCAUAAUUUCAGUAGGAUUUUAUACAAACAUUUGUAAAUUAUUUAAACGUAAUAAAAAAUAUGUAAGUAUACAAAAGUAUAAUCUAUUAAAAUAUUCCAUGGAUAUAGCUAAGGCAGAUUUCAAAGAUUAUUUAAAAAAACCAACAUUUGAAAAAGGAACUAAAUUUAAAUUAAAUUUAGGAAAAACUCUUAAAAUAUCACACAAGAUAAAUUCUGAAUUUAAUAAGCAAAUAAAGAACGCUUCUGCUGAAUCUAAAAAUGGUAUCAUGAAAUUAUCUAUAUCAUCCAUUUUUUAUAUUUUAUUUACUAAAAAACAUGUAUUAUAUGAUGAACAAUUUUUAUACGAUUCUUCUACAAAUGAUAAUGCGAAAGAUGAAAAUCAAUUAAAAGAAAAAGGAAAAUUAUGUGUAGUAUUUGAUAUGAUAUCGAAAGUUAUUAUGAAGAAGAGAAGCUUAAAAACGAAUGGAGACACAAAUACAAAGGAAGUAAAUGCAGGUGUAUCAACAUAUGGGGAAAAUAAGGAGGGUUUUAACCAACCAAAUAGCCAUACAACGGAAAAAAUCGAUGAAACAAAUAAAAAUGAUGAAAUAAAUGAAACCGACAAAAAUCAAGAACAUAAGGAAACAAAUGAGAAUUCUACAAAAUUGUGCACAGAAUUUAAGGAUAAAAUAAACAUGGAAAAUGUAUUAAAUAAUGAAUUAAUUAUUGAACAGGUAAAAAAAGAAUUAGAUAUGAAAAAUAAAAAAAACAUUAUUGCCGACGAUAUAAAAAAUGCUCAAAAUAUGGAUGUAAAGUUAACAAUUAAUAAUAUAAAAUUAUGUGAUAUAAAUGAAGACAUAAAAGAAGUAUAUAAUUGUUAUUCUUAUUAUUAUUUUAAAAGCCCAGUAGAAAUAUGUAUGCUGUAUUUACCUAUGUUCUUCUUUUUUAAAAAUAAAUUAUAUCUAAAACUAUUCUUUACCUUAUGGUUAUAUAUUAUUAAUUGGAUCGUAUGGAAUAUCAUAACAUUUAUGUCUAUGCUUAUGCCAUCUUUAUAUGCUUAUUAUUAUUUAUUCAAUGAACAUAUAAUAAGUAUAUUAAGUGAAAAUAUUAGUCAACAAGAGAAAAAUACGAUGCUGCAAUUUUUUUUUGGAUUUUUUGUUUCAUCACUUGUAUAUUUUAAAUAUUAUUUGAAUACCGAAUUUAAAUUAAUAAAAAAUUCUCAUGUAGAAUAUUUUCAAGCCUUAAUUGCUACCCUUUUAGAUGAAUGUUACAAAUUACGAUCCCAAAAAAUUAUAAAAAAUUUUGAAAAUUUAAAAAUAUUUCCACUAAAUAUUGAUUACCAAAAUAAGGGAAUAUUUUUAGAUAAAAGUCUAUUGCUCACCCCAAAAGAAUUAGAAAAAUUAGAAGAACAAAAACAAUUAAGAAAAAAUACAAUGUUGCUAAAAAACAUAGGAAAAAUAGCUAAAUACUGUGAUAAAAAUACAGCUAAUCAAAUAGCUGAGCAAAUCAAACUUGUUCUUUUAAAAGAAGUUCCACAAAAAGUAGCUCUUAAUAUUUCUCAUCAUAUAUCACAUGAAAUUUAUACAAAAAUUAAAAAUAACGAUGACAAAUUAGAAUCACAUAUAAACACCUUCCUCAAUGAUAUAUCAUUAACCAUUGAUCCAAAGAAGUAA